UCAUAAAAUCAGCCAUAUUGAUGUUGAUCUCUUCAGUGUGUACUUCAAAACAGCUUCUUCAAUUGAGAAAAAUGACCGAUUCUUUAAACUUUGGUCCUGAAUGGAUACGUAAUCUUUCCUCAGAUGGAAAUACUUCAAGUAAUACAAGUUCAGGUGGAACCAAAUAUCAACUUGCCGAUUUUAGAUAUGGCAGAGAGGAGAUGUUAGCAUUAUUUGAAAAGGGUUUACGAGCACCAGACCCCCUUUCAAAUUUUGCAGCAUUGUAUGUUGAGCAGUCUCAAUUACCUCUUGCAUUAAUACCAAUGACAGAAGAUGAAAAUAGAUUAUGGCAGAGUAGACCAGCGCCUCCUAUUUCAACGCGUGGUCGAGGAGGCUCAUUAGAAAGAGGUCGUGGUCGGGGCAGAGGAGCUACUUUUCAUCAAGGUUAUUCACGUUCCAGUUCAGGAUAUGAUGAUCCUGUCAGACCAUAUGAAAGAAGUCAAAGUGGAUGGGCAGAACGAAAUGGUGUGGCGGAUGGACCUGAAUGGGUUGGUGUUGGAAGUAGUCCCAGAAAAGAAUUGGGUUCAUCAAGGUCUAUAGGCGGGUCGGAUAAUUGGAGACGCCACAGACCUGAUGAGGAGACAGAUGGUUGGAGAACUUCUAAUCACAGAUCGGCUGAUAAAUGGAGCCGAUCAUCUAGUUGGAGAGAAGGGGAUCCUGGUGAAGAUAGAUUUGAACGUACAAUAAUCCCUGACAGAUCGAGUAGAACUAGUUGGCAUUCAAGUGGGGAUGCAUCCCAUUUGGGUCGGGGUGGAACAUUGCGGCGAACGCCUUGGGAAAAUUCAUCGGAGGAUCAUUUACCUGAAUGGGCUACGGAGAAUUUACAUGAGUCAGGUGGAUCUGGUUCGUUUGAUUCGUCCGGUGCUUUUCAUGGAAAUAGUACUGAAGAUGAAAAUAAUGGAACAAGACUUGUUCAAAAAUCAGCAUCACAACAGAAUUUACCGCAGUCAAAUCGAGCUUCAACAAUACAUACUUCACAAUCGGCGCAUUCAUUGAGUAAUAAAUCUGAUAGUGGGCCGUCACCUCUUCGUGAUGAUACAAAAUCACCGAUUAAAAAUCAUAAUCAGUCUAACACAGAUCAUGAUAAAUUAUCGGUAAAUUCACAACAAUCACAAAAUAAACAACAUUCAAGUCCACAUUCGAAAGAGAAGGAGAAGUCUCCACCUAAGAAUGUUGAAAAUUCUUCUAAUAAUGUGCCUCAAAAAACUUCCUUGGAUCAAACCAAAACAAUUUCAAAUAAUAAUAACAUAAUGACCUCUAAAUCAAAUUCGACGGACAAGACAUCAGAGAAGACAUCGUCCAUCACAGAUUCGUCGAAAAAUAAUAACGACAAAUUAUUAGAUAAUGUAUCAGAUAAUCAACAAAAACCGGGAAUUCAGACACUUGGUUCAAAUGGUCUUGGCAAUUCAAAUAAUAAAAAAAUUAUGGAAAAUGCAAAUUCAGUAAAAAAGAAUGAAGAUGAAUUUGAUAGAAUGCAAGAAGUAGCAGAUGAUUUGGUUGCAAAAUUAAUGUUAGAUGAAGAAACUCCAAACAGUAGUAAUAAAAGUACUAACGAUUAUUCGAAUAGUAUAAAUUCAACAUCAUCAUCCGACAUUAAAUCACAAUCAGCAUAUGGUAGUCAUUUACAAUCAAAUCUGUUACAAAACUCUGUGAUGAAUUCGAAUAUACUAUCACAAUCAUUACCACAAGGACCACCUCCGCCACCGCAAACAAGUAUCAUUCCGGAUAAAUGGUAUUAUAGAGAUCCACAAGGGGAUGUACAGGGACCUUUUUUGGCAUCCGAUAUGACAGAAUGGUAUCGUGCAGGGUAUUUUUCAGUGAAUUUAUUAUUAAAACGUCAAUGUGACGAACGAUUUUUUACAUUGGGUGAACUUAUUAAAUUGUGUGGUAAUAGUGGCGGAGGACCAUUUUCAUCAACCGGUCGUUUACAACCAAUAAAGGCAAUUCCGGAUCCACAAACGUUAUUGGGAGCCAAUAAAAGUCAGACGCCAGGUGUUGGCGGAAUAGAUUCCGAGGCCUUACAACGAAUACAACAACUACAGUUACAACAGACGUUUGCUCAACAACAAAUGCUAGUUCGACAAGCAAUGACAUUACAAGCAUUGAGUCAAACAGAGCCGUGGGCUGCAUUAUCACAAUUACAACAAAGAGAAUUAAUUGCACAACAUCUUAUGACUCAACAACCCUCACCAAUUGUGCCGGAAACAUCAUACAUAAAUCCAUUAACUGCUCCAGGAGUUUCACCCAACAAUCCUUUAAUGCAAAUGAUAAAUCAAAUGCAACAGGCUAAUAAAUUACCACAACAAAUGAAUGAAACAAAGCCAGCAAACAAUAUUCCAAACCAACCAAAAUUAGAUCCAAUACAGCAAUUAAUACAACAAAUGGGUGGAAUGCAACAACCACAUUCAGCAAUGGUUGUACCACCACCCGGUAGUCAAAUAUCUACUUCUUUACCAAUGUCCGGUGGAGGUGUUGAUCACUUAAAUCAGCAGCAUACAGAAAAUGAUUCGAUUAAAAAUUUCUUACGUCAUUUCUCAAAUCAACAACAACAACAACAACAGCAACCUCCGUCUCAACCGCCACACCCUUCACCUCAGCAAACAAUAGACUCAUUUUGGAGUCAAGGAACAUUUCCUACACCAAAUCAACAACCACCCUCGUGGCUAACAAAUCCAAGUCCAACGCCAAAUAAUGUUACAACACCGGUAUCAAUGUGGGGUAGUGAUAUUCGUGCUAAUAUACCAUCACCCCUUCGUCCUGGAUCAAUACCUACUCCACAACACCAAAUGCAACCAGAUAAUAUAUCUUCCAUGGUAAAUGUCAGUAAAAUUGAAGAGCAGCAACGACAAACACAACAAGCUUUAAAACAACAAGAUUUAGAAAACCAAAAAAGGAUAGAAGAAGAGCUUAAAAAAUUAAAAAAACAAGAAAUGGAAAAUGAAAAACGAAGAAAUGAACUUGAAUUACAAAAAACCGAAGAGGAAAAAUCUAAAGAUGAUUUAAAGAAGGGUAAUGAAAAGAAAAAAGCAGAUACAAAAUGUAGCGAUGAAUCUAAGAAAGAAAAAGAAAAGAAAGCAGCAGAAGAUAAAUCAAAAAAACAAGCAAGUGAUAAAAAAGUUGCAGAAGAGAAAAAACGCAAUGAAGAAGUUAAAAAACAAGAAAAUGUUAAGAAACUAGCUGAAGAAAAACGUAAAGAUGAAUUGAAAAAACAGGAAACUGAAAAGAAAGCUGCAGAAGAAAAACGAAAAAAAGCUGAAGCUGAAAAACUACGUGCAAAAGCAGUAGAAGUAGCGAAACGUGAAGCUGAAGAAAAGAGACUGCGUGAAUUAGAAGAAAAACGUAAAUUAAAAGAGCAACGUAAAGCUGAAGAAGAGGCAAAAAAGAAACAAGAGGAGGAUAAAAAGAAAAUGCAAGAUGAAAAAAAAAAAGAGCAAGAACGUAAAGCUCAAGAAGAACAAGCCCGCCGACAAGCAGAAGCAUUGCGUAAAAUGCAAGAAACUCAACAGCAACAACGUGCCAGAGUAGCACCAUGGUGUCAAACUGGUGUACCUGGAAGUGGAAUUUCAGGUGCACCAGGAACAGGAACUAAAAUAUUAACAUUAGCUGAAAUACAAAAAGCGGAAAAAGAACGACGUGCGGCUGAAUUAGCAAUGCAAUUACAGCAAGCAAAAGCUCAAGCUCAAAGAGAAGCUCAAGAACAACAAGCUGUAGCUGAAAAAUCAUCUAUGCAAUUAAAAUGGGCAAGUAAAGUUGCUGGAACGCCAAAAAAAGUCAAAUCAUUAGCUGAAAUACAAGCUGAAGAACAAGAACGUUUGGCAAAACAAGCAGCUGAAGCUCGAUUAGCUCAACUAAAAGAAAAAAAAGAGACUGCCACCACACCUGUCCAAUCUGUUGGUAUUUGGGGUUCAGCUAGUCAAAGUUUAACUUGGGGCCAAAAUACAGGAGCUGGAUUCUGGGAUGACAGUUCAUCAGUUCAACAACAAACUAAAGUACCUUCAUCAAAACCUACACCUGGUGUAACAAAAAGUCGUUCAGCAAUUAGUAUUAAUCAAAAUUCAAAUAAAACAACAACAACGGCACAAAACAAAUUAAAUAAUAAUAAUCUGACAAAACAAAAAUCUGCGAAAAAAGAUGAGAAUACAUCAUCAAGUACAUUGAAAUUAUUUGAUGCAAACGGUAUGGAAUUAGGAAAUGAAUUUAGUUCUUGGUGUACUAAAGCACUUACAACCAUUAAUGGUCAAGUUCAUAUUCCAACAUUUAUUGGAUUUUUAAUGGAUAUAGAAUCACCUUAUGAAGUAAAAGACUAUGUUCGUACAUAUUUGGGUGAUAGUAAUGCAGUAAAUGAAUUUGCACGCCAAUUUUUAGAACGACGUUCAAAAGCAAAACAACGCAAUCGUGCUGCAUUACAGCAUACCGAUGAUAUGUGUGUGCCAGCACCUGCUGUAAAUCCAUCCAAUAAUACCGAAUUUCAAGAAGUAAAAGGUAAAAGUAAAAAAGUGAAGAAAUCCCGAAUGAUGAAAGUGGAUUCAAGAAUUUUAGGAUUUUCUGUAACAGCUGCUCAAGAUAGAAUUAAUGUAGGUGACAGAGAUUAUGGAGAUAAUGCCUAAAAAAAUCCUGUGAAGCUAGCAGAAACAUUUAAUUCUUAUUCAGUACAAUUUCUCAUCAUUUCACAUUUUUUCAGUUUUUUGAUUUAUUAUUAGAUCACAUAAAUACAGUUCAACCUAAUAAUUAAAAUCGUAAAUUAUUCUGUAAAAAGUAAAAUAAUGUUGAAUUCAUUUUAAAAACGAUGAUGGUACAUAAAAAAAGAACCCUUUUUAAUAAUAUAAUACAAAUCGAUUGAAGAAGAGA
Chrysoperla carnea is the source of this 4887-nucleotide messenger RNA. RefSeq names its product GRB10-interacting GYF protein 2 (gene Gyf). The coding region runs from base 21 to 4646 and encodes 1541 amino acids. The record is from RefSeq and is a predicted model, not a curated record. The transcript is spliced from 17 exons. Gene Ontology annotation, molecular function: protein binding. Lineage: Eukaryota; Metazoa; Arthropoda; Insecta; Neuroptera; Chrysopidae.